CCUCCACCAUCAAGCUUCUGGACACCUACCAGAAGUGCGGCCUCAAGCGCAAGAGCGAAGAGCUGGACAACGUAACUCACCUCGACACCUCACAUCACAACGCCAGUGGCAAUACCGUAACCACGACCACCACGAAUUCCUCAAAGAAUAGCUCCUCGAACAAUGAGGGUGACUACAACUUGGUGCAACAUGAAGUGAUUUGUUCCCUGACCAAUCGGUACGAAGUGCUGGAGUUCCUAGGACGCGGGACGUUCGGGCAGGUGGUAAAAUGUUGGAAGCGGGGAACAAACGAGAUUGUUGCGAUCAAGAUCCUGAAGAAUCACCCGUCGUAUGCGCGGCAGGGGCAGAUCGAGGUUAGCAUCCUGGCGAGGUUGAGUGCGGAGAAUGCAGACGAGUUCAACUUUGUGCGGGCGUACGAGUGCUUCCAGCACAAGAACCACACAUGCCUGGUCUUCGAGAUGCUGGAACAGAACCUGUACGACUUCCUCAAACAGAGCAAGUUCAGCCCGAUGCCGCUCAAGUACAUCCGUCCCGUCCUGCAGCAGGUUCUCACUGCCCUCCUCAAACUCAAGAGCCUGGGCCUCAUCCACGCCGACCUCAAGCCAGAGAACAUCAUGUUGGUGGACCCCGUGCGGCAGCCGUACAGAGUCAAGGUCAUCGACUUUGGCUCGGCCAGUCACGUUUCCAAGGCGGUGUGUUCCACGUAUCUGCAGUCCAGAUAUUACAGAGCCCCUGAGAUCAUCCUGGGUCUGCCGUUCUGUGAAGCCAUCGACAUGUGGUCCCUCGGCUGUGUGAUAGCAGAGCUGUUCCUGGGCUGGCCACUCUACCCAGGCUCCUGUGAAUACGACCAGAUUCGGUACAUCUCGCAGACGCAGGGUCUCCCACCAGAGCAUAUGUUGAACGCUGCAACAAAAACAUCACGGUUUUUCAUGCGCCAGGACACAGAAGUCAACUAUCCAUUGUGGAGACUAAAGACCCCAGAGGAGCAUGAGGCAGAGUACAGCAUCAAGUCAAAGGAAGCGAGAAAGUACAUCUUCAACUGCCUGGAUGACAUGGCACAGGUGAAUGUUCCAAGUGAAUUAGAAGGAAGUGAGCUGCUAGCUGAGAAGGCAGAUAGACGAGAGUUUGUGGAUUUAUUGAAGAGAAUGCUACAGAUUGACCAAGACAAGCGCAUCACGCCAGGGGAGGCCCUCAACCACCCGUUUGUGACAUUGGGACAUCUUGUGGAUUAUGCGCACUGCAAUGUUGUGAAGGAGGCUGUAAGGAACUUGGAAGUAUGUCGGCGCCCGUUCAACUUGAACCAGACACCUGCUCUGUUCUCCACUGCCCUGGAUCCAACCCCAACCAACAACCUCACCGUGACCUUCAACAACCAGCUCAAUGCAAUGAGUCAGGCCCAUGGAGCUCUAGCACCGCACGCGCCUCAGGUGACCCAGGCUGCGCCCGACUUGUCGCUGCUGAACUACCAGCUGCAGCCGGGGCCGUGUUUCCCGUACCAGCCGCCACAGGUCCAACAGCGACUGGCACAGCAGGCGGCGCGAACCAACGGGCAGUUCGCAGCGACAAGAACCGACCCAUUCCAGCAGUCACUCUGUGUCAACUCCUUCAUCGGAGUGCCCGGGUACCAAGGUCUGCAGUCGUCACCAUCAAAGCAUGUUGGGUACAACAUGCGGGUGGAUAACCCUGUUGCCAUGGUUACACAAGCCCCACCCACCCAACUUCAGCUGCAGCCACAGUUACUGACACAGAAUUCCACACUCCAGGCACGGCACACUCCGGUGAUGGCUCAGCUCCAACCAGGGCCACAAGUGGCCAAUCAGCAACAGUUUGUGCCUGUAACCUUAGCAGCCGGCACAGCAGGCACGGGCUGGUCCCAGACUGCUGCACGUGCCCAGAAUGGAACCCUGUUGUUGAGACCUGCUCCCGCUCCCUCACAGACAUGGCCGGCCAACAGGCAGGUGCUGAUAGCGCCAUGGCAACAGCUGCAGAGUGUCGCCACUCAGGCACCACCUGCCAUGCAGCCUCAGCAGACGGUCAUACAGGAAGCCAUAGCAACCAAUCAGCCAAUCACAGACAACUGGAGACACUCGCUUGUGGCGGCACCAGUGCAAGAAGGUGGGCUGAUCCCAGCUGAACCAAGCAUGCUGAUUGGAGACGGGAGACUGUAUGACCAUCUGGUGGAUCAACGUCAGUUGUCAGCGCAUAGAAACCCUGCCAGCCAGUUCAAUCCUGUGGUGACACAGUCUUUCCUGACCAACGUCCCCAUGCCACAGACCAGUAAUGUCUGGAACCUCGGCAUUCUACCAACCAAUCAGGUGAUGAACCACCAAAAGAGGCAUGGGAGAAGUGGCCAGAACAGAAGACAAGCUACGACACAGAGUCAACGGGCGUCCCCGCCUGCCACGAAACACGGCAAGCACAGCCCGCCGGUCACACAAGGGCUGAGUGCAACUGUAACCACGGCAACCUCCAAUGCCCCCACCCUGCUGCGGGCGACGUCACCCAUCAGAUUCCGGGAAGCCACGCACACCAAGAUGGAGGCUUCCUCGUCGCCCUACAACAAGCAGCGGCAGCCAAUCGUAAUCCCAGACAGUCCUAGUCCUGCGCCAGAUCGACCAAUCAGCGUCAUCACCAUCAGUAGUGAUAGCGAGGAUGAAAGGAACAGUCCCCAAGGGUGUAAGGACAGGAAGUGUGAGGCGUGCAGUAACAGUGGGUGUAACAGCAUGACCCAGUCCUGCUCGCUGAGCGGCUCCAGUGUCCUGAGUGCCAGUCCUGAUGGCUCCAGCUCCAGCAGCCUCAGUGUCAGCCCUGUUAAGGAUGACCACGCCACUGACAGGCGAAGGGACCAAGUCAUCAGCUGUGUGACAGUGCCAGAUUCCCCUGACUCAGAUUCAAGUCGGAACAUGAGCCCAGAGAACCUUGGGACGAGCCACAUCAGCCAGAUGAGCGUGGACUUGGCAGCCAACCUGCGCCGGCACAGCAGCACACACACGAUCGUCGUCACCCCGAACAACAGCAGGCCUGUCAGCCAGAACCUGGGCUUCGGCAGCUUGGAAGACUUGAACAGAAACCGGCUCGCAGAAGAUGCCCAAAAGUCUCACUCUCCAAAUAUGGCAUCACCACUCGAGGUGGAGCCACCAAUCAGAGUGAACUCUUCUACAAGGAAAAACCUGGAGCCGCUUCUCAGCCAGGGCGUGAUGGGGAAACAUACCAGUAUGCAGGGUGUGAAGCCGAAGACUGAAGCAUCGGCCCAUGCUGCAGAGUAUGGCAUGCAGGAAGAGAUGGAUUCCAAGGAGACAUUGAGAGAAGUGAAGGUGGUGGGAAGGGCUGAUACCAUGGGAAACCACAGGCCAGGUAGAACUGUGAAGAAUGCAACGGUGCAUCCCCAGCCACAAGUGCACCGCUCACCUAAGAAAAACCUCAUGGGAAACCUCCCAGCACAGCCUCAGUUCCGUGGACGUCCCAAUGUGGUCAACGUGUUGCCGCAGCAGCAGCCGCUCAAUCUCACACAGGUGUCUCCCAUGCAGACCCAAGGCCAGCCUGUUCUCCUGGCAGCCCAGAACAAUACCCGACAGCAGCCCUACCUGCCUCAGCAGGUGCCGUUUGCAGCCCAGGGCAGCCCCACCCACCGACAGAUCCUCACGUCCCAGCUGCAGCCCUCACAAGCACACAUUCCUAUCUUCCCCCAGCCCCUGGGGGUACGCUCCCCUGGGGCAGCGCUUCCCCCGCUGGCCCAUCAGAGCCCGCGCCACUCUCUGGCAGCACACCUUCCUGUCAACCCUACCCUCCUGGCCUCCACUGGGCAGCACCUAGUGGGGCAGAGUCAGUUCCAAGCAAUAAAUCGUCCUACCUACAUCGCCGUGACGACGGCCGGGCCCAUGCUCUCCACCGCCUACAACCUCAGCCCCACCCGCUCACGGCAGUACCAGUACAUCUACCAGCCAUGACAGCCUGAGCCGUGGCAAGGGACGUUUCCUUGGUUAUGGUGCCGGGUGACCUGCCUUUUUGGUGUGCAUGUGCAUGCCUCGGCUUGUUCGUUGUAGGUUCAUUUGUAUUUGUCAUGUUUUAACCUUUCAAGGAAUGGUAACAAGUGAUGAUAUAUGUGAGAUGGUCACUAUUGUAAAGGUGAAGGGUAAGGGUUCAGAGGGCAAAGGUUAUUCUGCAGAGGUCACGAGAGCAGGUGGAAGGAAGGAUAUGAUAAUGAUAAUUUGGAACAUAGCGAGGUGAAUGUCAAUGCGAAAGAAAGUUACAAUGUAUUGUGUAACAAUGCUAGCAACCAGUACCAACCUGUGACAGUUGGAUAUGAAUUUUAUGCAAAAGUUGUAUGUAUUGGAUGAUUCAUGAUUGCCUCCAAAGUUUCCUUGUACAGAGGUGUUUGCUUUGAAGACUAGACUGCUGAGGCAUGAUCAAGAUGUAUAAAGAAUGUAUAAGUGUUGUUUGAAGUAGAUACGGGACUAACUUGAAGACCUGAAGCCAUCAACUUUUGUAUGUAUAAUAGCACUGAGAAAAAUUGGAUAUUUGUGCUUGAUUGCCGAACCACAGUAUUAUAGGACUGUAGAUGUUUAAUAGAGGAAAUUUAACCAAGUAUGCAGGCUUUUAUGCAAAGAGCAAGAUUUGAAUGUCAAUUGGAGUUUUAAGUGUGUGAAUUUUAUGGAAUGGUAUUUACAAAAUUUUAAAAUGUACUGGAUCUGUGUUUUUACCAUGUGUACACUUAAGAUUACUAUAAGGGCACCAAUCUCAUCACAUCUGAAAGUGCCACUCUUCACUUUGCAAGUGCAUUGGGAUUGGACCAUUCUCAUUUUGGGGGACAAUGGAUGGGGAGUGGUCAUGAAUUCACAAUCCCCUCUGUUCCACCCCCACAGCAUCUUGGAGUGGACCAUAUUGUAUUUUUAGGUGUGGAGAAGGGGUGGGAAGUGGCCACAUUCCAUGAAACCCACCCCUGUGUACUCAUUGAUGGUAGAAUCUAUAUACUGUAAUGCUUAGUAUCUGUCUGCUGGGAUGUACCAACAUGACAUGACAGGGUGAGAAGGAUCAGUGUUAUGUUAGUUUUAAUACACUAAUCUCUGCUGGCUAUAGUAUAGCAUAUAUACUAGGAUGUUGUGAGUGUUUUCUGGAAAUUUUAUGGAUUUUUACUGACUUUUGAGGGGCCAGUGAAUAUUGCAUGGUAUAUCAAACACUAGGCUUCGUUUAAUCUGGCUUUUAUUCUAUCGUAUGGUACAGAUAUUUAUCUAUACAAUGUGGAAUCUGGUGGUCUUGUGAAUUGUAGUAUACAGAGAUGUAACAUAGUAAUAGGCUCAUAUAUCGGUGCUGCUAUAGCAAACUAGAUAUGUAGAAUUGUCUCACACCCUGUUGCUGGGGUGGUAUGUCCCAGGUAUUCUGCAAUACAGGUAUAAUGUAGGCACAUAACAGACCAUACCACACUGCUAUGUGGCACGUAGAUGGUAGAAUAAGUUUGAUUGUUUCACCAUAUAGAUGUUUUGUGUUUCCAACUAUUUGAAGUGCAUAUACUAAAUGUUAACUAUAGUUAGGUGUGCUCUAUUUUAUGGUGGUAACAAUAUUUACCCCUUACCACUAUUAAGCAUUUGUGUCAGUUGAGUGGAACACAUGUUUUAAUCUCUUACAUGUAUUUGCACUUCUGCACCUGAGCUUCUAACUGCACUCCCCUAGAAUAGGAAUGGUUUGGUCUAUGGUGCUUUAACCAUAAGCUUAGGGGACCAAACCAAGAAUAGCAGGAGGGGAGUCAGUACGCCACAGGACCACAAUUUACUGUAUUCAGGUUUUAUUGAUGUGAAAAUGAACAUAUGCACAGCUUAUUUGUACCUAAGCAUUUAAUGCUCGUGACUUCAGGGGUAUUGUACGAUGUGCACACUGCCUUAUAUCUCUACAUGUGUAAUCAUGAGGGUCAGGCCAAGGGUAAAGGUUUAAGAUAAAGGUCAACUGGGAUUGGCAGUUGACAGUUGUGUUUCGAAUCAAGGACUGCAAUGCCUUAAGAUAAGAAAAGAGUAGCAUGAAUGAAAUAAGAUUUUUUUGUAAAGACCACCCUCAAAAAUUUUAUAGUAAAUUGACCCAGUAUUGUAUAAGCAAGUUUAACAAAUGAAUGACAAAACCAUACUAUUUUGGUUAAUCUGAAAUUUAUGCCAGAAAUGCGUUGUUUGGAUGACAUCCCAAAAGUCUCCAGAUUCUCAACUGUUUAAAUGGCUCCACGGGACCAUGUGCAUAACAGAAUCAUUUUAAAUUGUGCCAAACCUACUUGAGGAAUGUUUGAAAAUAGAAAGUUCCUCUGCGCUUUGAUCAGAGCCAUUCCCAGUUGGUGUAGGAAUGAUUUGAAGGCAGUUGGCCGACCCUUCUAAGCAAUAUACACGUAUCUUUAGCAACAGAAGUUUUUCAGGGAGUGAUGUUUAUAGCUUUCUACUUGUCGUAGGACAGACAUAACAUCUGUGCUUGCCAACUUAACCAAUGUGUAGAUGGAUUGAGAACUGUAGUCAAACUUAAUGUUGCCUAGAAAUUAGUGUAUGGAUACAAGUAACCCGGGUUUAUUUACCUGAUAUAGCAUUUUAAGCAUCACAAGUAUCAACUCCAUGGAUUGACUUCAUUUCCAGCUCUGGUUGAUAGUGAGAACCAACAUGUCACAUGUAGCUGGCUGUAACCUUCUCAGUAGACUAACGUACCCUUGACAGCUGCCAAACUUCCCAAUGUCACAGUGUUCAGUUCGAUAAGAAAAAUUAUUUCUGUGUUCUCUGUAGGUUUUGAAGGAGAUUAUCUUGGCUAGAUUCUACCUCGUAAAUGUGAAGUCACGUGUAUGAAAAUCUACAUGUACCUGAUGUAGCCACCCCCAAACCCCCCACACCCCACUUUGCUGCUUGCUGACUUGUAACACAGGUUUUCCUGUGGUGCUUGGGCUUGUGUCAGACCACACAAGCAGCUGCUAUCUGAGAGAUGUCAACUGUAUGCAUGCUAACUAACAUUUGGUUGAGCUGUCAAUCAAGGCUGGUGGGGGGUGACCAUGGACACAUUGUAAGAUGUUACUGAUGUAGUGUUAACUGUCGUGCCGUUAGUACGUUUUUGGCCAAAGACAUGGAAGUGUUAAUUGUGGUAGACUUUGGUAUUGACAGUGUCUCUAAUAUACAAUUGAUAUUGUUGUGGUGUUCCUAUACAAGGCAGCUUGUGAUGCUUGGACAUGUUGAUUCCUCCAAAAUGUGUGCUGUUUGUGUGUGUCCAAUUGGGAAGGAUUCCAUUGUUUACUUGUUAGGUGUUUGUUGUUUACUUACUGUGAUUUAUUAGCAAGACAUCAUUGCUAGUCGUACCAGAAUAGCAAAGAUACUGCAGAGCAUUGUUGCUAUUAAUUAUAGCGUGUAGGCUAAGAAGUAAAAAUGACUUAUAGACUACGUAUGAAGAUAGACUAUGGAUUGAGUUUAAAUAUAGUCCUUUAAUCUUGGUGUUUCUCAGUGUAUCUGAAGUGACAACUGAACAAUGUUGCAUCCAUGUGACAACAACUAGCAAUAGUCUGUAAAGAACCCGGUAACCAGCCGGGAAUAGGUUAGUAGUGAAGGACUUGCUGCAUUUUGCUAUUAACAAUUAUGCACUUGUGGUAUCUUUAUACCCAGCCCUCAAUGCCUUGUGAACAGUGUCUCUGUCAGCAGUGUGAUCCAUGCUGUACUCUCCUACUUGACUCCAAAUCACAAAAAUAACUACUGGUUGGCAAGGAACAAGGCAUAGACAAAACUAUGUUUAUGUUUCCUGAGGCACCCCCAUGUUCUUCAAGUGCACUAUUCCAAUGACCAAUAGCCAGCCAGUACAAGCAUAUUGUGGAUUAUGCCAUUGUGGAUGUAUGGGGUGUCAGGGUGGAUCAUGUUGUCUAACAGAGGCAUUGGUUGUGAAUUUUCCCUGUAACAAUGCGGUGAAUAGCCUACCAUUUGUACAUGCGACUGUGUCUAACUCUGUACAAUUAUCUAAUCGUGUGCAAUACGAGUAUUUUACCGUAGAAGAGACUUUGUGCGAGAUGACGUGAACUAUUUUACUCUGGCGGAUUAAUACGUUUUUGAAGGAAGUGCUGUAGAAAUAGUGUACAGUUUGGUGAUACGGGAAGAUUAUUAAUAAAGCAAUUCACAUUGCAUGA
This is a messenger RNA of Branchiostoma belcheri (Belcher's lancelet), 8116 nucleotides long. Its product is annotated as homeodomain-interacting protein kinase 1-like. Lineage: Eukaryota; Metazoa; Chordata; Leptocardii; Amphioxiformes; Branchiostomatidae. Gene Ontology annotation, cellular component: cytoplasm; nucleus. The record is from RefSeq and is a predicted model, not a curated record. The transcript is spliced from 18 exons. Gene Ontology annotation, biological process: peptidyl-threonine phosphorylation; peptidyl-serine phosphorylation. The coding region runs from base 459 to 3947 and encodes 1162 amino acids. Gene Ontology annotation, molecular function: protein serine/threonine kinase activity; ATP binding; protein tyrosine kinase activity.